UGACGGUCAGACCAUGUACCAUGUCAUGGUUUUGCCGCAACCCACCAAACACUUUUUGAGCUGAAGCCAAGGCGUGCACGCGUGUGCUUCAAACUGUUCUCGGGCAUAUAUCUAAAACAGGAGUAGCUCCAAUGGACAACUCCGGAAGGGAAAUCUAAGUGCCUCGGGCCAAGAAGACGUAGGCAUCUUGUCAUUUGCCUGCGUAGAAAGUCGGAAGGCGUACCUGUGCCAAACCACGUUGCACUUGUGGUGGAAAUGGACAAUGGAGAACAUCAAGGUACGUUUUACUUCCAGUCGGGCGUUUUCCGCCAGCCACGGGCAAUUCCCCAGCAGAAGAGUGGCGAGCGGCCGCCGACCAUGGAUAUCAUGCUGUCGCAAGCAGCCAUGUUUCUCGACUACUACUACCCACAGCAUGCGUAUGUGAAUGUACACACGCGAAUAGCAUUGCACCUGAUCGACGACCAGGGCGAGAACAUACUGCGGCUGCGUGACGUCAACGAGCUGACCAGUGGCUGCACGGUGCUGAUAACUGUGACUGGCCCACCGGAGAGUCAUCCCACUCUGCUCAUUGCACACACCGUGGCCGUUCACAGCUACAAGUCCCCGACGUUCUGCGACUACUGCGGCGAGAUGUUGUACGGCCUGAUACGGCAGGGUCUCAAGUGCGCCGACUGCGGGCACAACUUUCACAAGCGCUGCGCCGACAAGGUGCCCAACACCUGCCCGCGCACCAAAUCCAUCACGGCGCCCAGCUUGGCGAGAAAGAGCAUCUCGGAGAAAGUGUGCGACAUGAGCAGCAGCACCAAUCCGCAGAGCUUAGACUUGCCCGGCGUGUCGCCGCAUCGCCCGUCGAUCAGCAGCUUUGGACGACCGCAGUGGAUCGACCGUGCCGUCAAGGUGGCCGAGUCGGAGGGCAAGGUGCGCCAGCACAACUUUGCUAUCCAUAACUACAUGCAACCGACGGUGUGCAGCCACUGCCGCAAGCUGCUGCUCGGUGUGUUCCGCCAGGGCUUCCGCUGCCAGGUGUGCCGGCUGAACGCGCACAAGGGCUGCCGCAAACACAUGUCGCGAGUGGUGUGCGUGCCGCACCAGUCCUCCACCCGGUCAUCGCUCUCGUCCGACAUGGACGUCAACGGCCUUCUGGCGGGAGGUUCGAUGCGCUCAUCGGACACGGAGGAGGACGGGCACGGCCAUCGCUCGACAGACCUGGACGCCUCACUGACGCCCGAGGAGGACGCUCCCAACAUUCCGCUCCAGCGCAUCUGCAUGUCGGUGCGCAAAUCGCCGAGAAUCGGCCUUCAGCCGGACAUCAUCUACUCCGACUGGGUGGUGUUCCGCAAGGAGGGAGACGAAGAGCUGUCGCUGCGGUACUGGCACCUGGACACGCGCGACCUGCGCAUCAUUGACACCAACCAGGCCUCUGACAUCAAGGACUUGACGCGCUGUCAGACGCUGCCGCUCACGCGUAUCAUCUGCAUCCGCGACGGUCCGUCCCAGGGCGACGGAACGCGUCCGCGGCAUCACUUCAGCUUGCAGGACCACGACAAGAAUGUGUAUCUGGUCGGUGAGGUGUCUGCCACGCUCAGCACAACCUCUCUGGCUAAGUAUGUCUCCUCCGGCACUCCGCCGGACGAGGUCUUCUGCUCCAAGCUGCAGACCAAGGCGAUGACGUUCAAGGAAGCACUGCAGCGGGCGCUGGACGACAAGCGCGUUCAGUCUCUGCUCAAGCUGCUGCGCAACGCUCAUCAGCCGGUCGGUGGUGCUACCAAGGUCAGCCAACACACACUGAACAACGGGACAGUGGCUGCCAGCAAAGAUGAUGGCCCUACAGGUGUUGCCAGCCUGACUGCAUCGGCUGUAUCGCUGAUGGGUAGCGAGUCAGCGGCCAUGCUGCGCGAUGUAGGGAACAUGCCAAUGUCGGAGUCGCUCUGCGGCAUCGUCUCGGAAUCAGCCUCUGUUGUCCAGAUGGAUGGUGACGGCGACAAAUCCGUCAGCCCUCGCCUGUUUGUGAAUACAACAAUUUCCGCCGAGGAAGACAUGCAGUAUCGUCUCGAGCACAGUAACAUGAAAGAGAGGCCGUCCCAGGAGAUGUCUUCUAUAUAUCAAGUGUUUGCCGAUGAGAUGCUUGGCUCUGGGCAGUUUGGUAUUGUCUUGGCUGGGGAACACAGAACUACUGGUGUCAAGGUGGCGAUCAAGGUGGUGGAGAAAGCCAGCAACCAGACGGACGAGACCAACCAGCAGAUGAAGAACGAGGCCAAACUUCUCUCCAGCAUCGACUUUCCCGGUGUCAUCCGUCUGUACAGCAUGUUUGAGAGCGAGAAACGUCUCCUCAUUGUUAUGGAGCGCAUGGACAGUGACAUGUUGGAUAUGAUCUUGUCUAGUCCGGACGGACGGCUUCCCGAGAGAACCGGACGUUAUCUCAUUUCACAGAUCUUGGCAGCACUGCGGUACCUGCACAACAAAUCCAUUGCUCACUGUGACCUCAAGCCGGAGAACUGUCUGCUGACAGGUGAUCCCGACAUGCCACAGGUCAAGCUCUGUGACUUUGGCUUUGCGCGCAUCAUUGGCGAGCGCAAGUUCCGCAAGACGGUCGUCGGCACUCCGGCCUACUUGGCACCAGAGGUACUGAAUAACCGUGGAUACAAUCUCUCCCUUGACUGUUGGUCAGUUGGUGUGGUGGUCUAUGUGACACUAAGCGGGACUUUCCCUUUCAACGAGGGUGAGGAGAUUACAGAUCAGAUCAACAGUGCAGAGUUCCUCUUCCCCAAUAACCCCUGGGGAGACAUCUCAGCCGAGUCGCAGCAUCUCAUCAUCAACCUCUUGACGCUUCAACCACGCAAACGCUAUACGACCGGCAAGGCCAUGAACCACAAGUGGUUCGCGUGCAAGCAGCUGUGGGAGGACCUGCGCGCCCUGGAGACCAAGGUCAACGACCGCUACAUCACACACGAGUCGGAGGACGAGUUCUGGAAGCGCGGUGGUGAGCUCAUUCUGGAUUCUGUCGACGGCGAGAGCGAAACCGCUUCGGAUGUCGAUGAUCUGGGGCGUUGUUGCGAUGGUAGUCUGCGUAUCUCAGCAAGCGACCUCAUCAUCACUGACGAUGACGACAUGGAUGAAGAGGAAGCCGAGGAGCUGGACGAGCAGUUGGCCGUGAUCACCGCAAAGUCCGAGAGCUUCUUGUCCGUGGGAACGCCCGUCUGAUGUCGUCUCACAAUGCUGGCAUGGCACGGAGGUGGGUAUGGCAAUGAGAUGGCGGUGGUGUCGGUGCUAAGCGGCGGCUAGCAUUGCCGUGUGGCACUCUCACGCACUCACACUCACACCAGCACACUGGUCUCUGUUUAAUCAGUCUUGCCGGUGGCAGUGCACUGGUUGUGCCGAGAGGCCACAUACAACCUGGUACUGCUCUUCCUACAAAUUUAUAUCGACAUAUCCUCCAGUUACUGGCACUAGACGAGUAUUCUAGUGUAUGUACUUAAUAUCCCGAUGAUUUUCUCACUAUUAUUUAUCUCAAAUAGUGGACCCUAUCUUGUUGCUCGUCGUCGUUUCAAAUAUUUAUUCUCCCGUUGUUGUUGUUGUUGUUGUUGUCGUCGUCGUUGUUGUUGUUGCUAUCAUUGCUGUUGUUGUCGCGGUCGUCAGCGUUGUCCUUCCAUAUCCUUUAGCAUGUUGUUUUUUUCCGACAUCUCAUGCUGCACUCCCCUCUUCUUUGCUGUAUUCUGUGCUGUGCGCUAAAGGCUGGGAGCGCAUGCAUGCAUGCAUGCAUACAGCUGGGCAUUACGUACACAUGUACUAACACACACACACACACACACACACGCUCAGGAAUACUUACGCACAUUGACCAGCUAUCUCACCAAUGCUGCGGUUGUACACACCACGUUUCUACCAUUUUACGCACUCGUCACGUUUGUACGUUGAGACGGUACAUCUAUUCAUAUUCUCUAUCUCUCCCUCUCCUCUCUCCGUCUUUCUCCCCCUCCCUCUCUCUCUCUCUUGCCGUUCCCUUCAGUACAAAUCUUUUACUUUUUCUCCGUUGCUUAACCAUUGGGCCUUUAAUUUCGUUGCUCGUCUUGUCCACCCUACACAGCUAUGUCACACACUGUCUGUGUAACUCGCAUCCAUUCUACUCUCCAA
This is a messenger RNA of Sycon ciliatum, 4131 nucleotides long. Its product is annotated as serine/threonine-protein kinase D1-like. Gene Ontology annotation, biological process: protein phosphorylation. Lineage: Eukaryota; Metazoa; Porifera; Calcarea; Leucosolenida; Sycettidae. Bases 256 to 3201 code for a protein of 981 amino acids. Gene Ontology annotation, molecular function: ATP binding; protein kinase activity. The record is from RefSeq and is a predicted model, not a curated record. The transcript has 6 exons.